Messenger RNA from Gastrolobium bilobum, 991 nucleotides. RefSeq names its product VQ motif-containing protein 4-like. The record is from RefSeq and is a predicted model, not a curated record. The coding region runs from base 162 to 872 and encodes 236 amino acids. Lineage: Eukaryota; Viridiplantae; Streptophyta; Magnoliopsida; Fabales; Fabaceae. The transcript has a single exon.
UAAGCAACCACACCCUCUUUAUUUCUUUCUUUCUUUCAUCAAAUCCUUGUUUUUCAGUCUUCCAUAUUUCUUCUCCAAUUUUGACCCAAACUAUUUGCUCUUCAUUUGCAAAGGCUUGGUUUUUGUGCAAGGCAAAUAGUAACUACCCUUAGCCUCCAUCAAUGGAUAUAAGCUUAAGGCUCCAAGAUAGAGAGAACCAAUCUUUAAACUCUCCAAGAACCAAUCUCAGCAACUCCAUGAGUAGCAGUAAUAGCAUUGGCAUCAAAAUCCCCACACCACCUCUUACCCCAAACACCAUCCCUAGAUCUGACUCAAACCCUUACCCUACAACCUUUGUCCAAGCUGACACUUCCACUUUCAAGCAAGUAGUUCAAAUGCUUACUGGCCCAUCAGAAACCACAAAACCAGCAUCAUCAAAAGCACACCCACAAGAUCCAAUUCCACCAACACCAUCAUCAUCAUCAUCAUCCAGAAACUUCAACAUCCCACCCAUGAAGAUACCACCAAAGAAGCAGCAGGGGUUCAAACUCUAUGAAAGGAGGAACAACAACCUCAAGAACACCCUCAUGAUCAACACCUUGAUGCCCAAUUUUGCUCAAAAUUCUGGGUUCUCUCCCCGCAAGCCAGAGAUUCUCUCACCAAGCUUGCUUGAUUUCCCUUCACUUGCUCUUAGCCCUGUCACUCCAUUGAAUGAUGACCCUUUUGACAAGUCCUCACCUUCACUUGGAAGCUCUUCAGAGGAAGAUAAAGCAAUAGCUGAGAAGGGUUUCUACUUGCAUCCAUCACCCAUGUCAACUCCUAGAGACUUCGAGCCACAGCUCUUGCCUCUUUUCCCUGUGACUUCACCUAGAAUUUCAGAAUCUCCUUCUUGAGAAAGAAAAGAGGUUGUGUAUCAUCAGGCUAUGAUCAUUGGGUUUUCAUUUGAUUUUUAAUCAAUAGGUACAUAGCUUGCUCAAUUUGUAAACUUUUCUUCCUCCAAUGUAAUGACAAA